This is a messenger RNA of Alternaria metachromatica, 309 nucleotides long. RefSeq lists its product as uncharacterized. The transcript is spliced from 2 exons. The coding region runs from base 1 to 309 and encodes 102 amino acids. Lineage: Eukaryota; Fungi; Ascomycota; Dothideomycetes; Pleosporales; Pleosporaceae. The record is from RefSeq and is a predicted model, not a curated record.
AUGGCCCACGGCGUGCGCCGCUCCCACCAGCCCUGGACCUUCAGUGUCUUCGAGAAGCGACUGAAACGUCCGGUACAAACCUUGCCUAUAUCUUACGCAGGGCCAGAGGACCCCGCGCUGAAGGAAUGCCGUGAAGCCCGCUGGGCAUACGAGGAAGCGUUGCGCUGGGACCUGGCUGCUGACGGGCAUUACCCCACACCGUUAUCAGACGUGUGCAGUGCCUUCACCCGGCUGUACGGAAGGAGAAAACCAAUCCAUUAUUUCUUCAAGUACAGCGACACCCGCAGCACCGCACGUGGUCGCAAGUGA